Molecule: messenger RNA, 1572 nt
Organism: Schistosoma haematobium
Lineage: Eukaryota; Metazoa; Platyhelminthes; Trematoda; Strigeidida; Schistosomatidae
Product: Smad nuclear-interacting protein 1
Exons: 3
Coding region: 1-1572 (523 amino acids)
Biological process (GO): G protein-coupled receptor signaling pathway
Cellular component (GO): plasma membrane
Molecular function (GO): G protein-coupled receptor activity
Source: RefSeq, a predicted model, not a curated record
AUGCACGACCAUCCUCCAUUUCCUAAGACGAAAAUCAAUGAAGUUUACAUAUCAGCUGGGGGAAAAGUUAUAAUCAUGAAAUCAUUAACUAAUUAUCCAUCGGAUUGUUUAAAAUCAUUAACAAAUGAAGAAAUUAUGGUAUAUAAUUUUCGUGCAUAUGUAUCACCUUUACUUGCAUUUAUUGGUAUACCAGCAAAUAUUUUUGUAAUUAUUAUAUUUAAUAUAUUAGAAAAACAACAAACAUGUCGGUUUAAUUUAUAUGCAAUAUGGAUGGCAUUAGCACAUUUAAUACAAUUAAUUGUGAAUACAUUAAUUGAUGAUUUUUUAGGUCGUGGUUUAAAAUGGGCAACUGAUUGUUAUAUUUGGUAUCAAGUUGAUUCAUAUUCAUCAUUUACAUGUAAAUUAUUAACAUAUUUAUCUGAUGUAUCUGCAUUAAUUGCAUCAUUUAUUCUAAUGUUAUUUAGUAUAGAUCGUGUAUGUUCAAUAUAUUGUGCUAAACAAGUUGAACAAAUAUUAGAUUUACGUAUAGCUAAAUUAUCUAUAUUUAUAAUCUAUGUAAUUUGCUUUCUAUUAAAUAUACCCCAUUUAAUUUAUGCUGAUUUAAAAGAUGAUUCAAGAGAAAAAUCUAAUUGUCAAUAUGUUGAUCCAGUGGCUGGUGGAGUAAAAUAUGUAUUAUAUUUAUAUAUUAUUGGUGUUACAAUAUUACCGGCUAUUUUAAUUUUUAUAAUGAAUAUUUUAAUAUCAUGUAAAUUAAAAUCAACUAUAAAACGUUCAAAAUUAAAUGGUUAUCAUGAUAGACAAUCAUAUAGUGAAUUAAGUAAAGUGAUUACUCAUUUAGCUAUAAGUAUUAUGUUUACUUGUUUAUCAAUUCCAUUAGUUGCAUUAAUGAUAUUACGACAAAAAGUACAUUUUAAUAAUUAUGAAUUAAUUUAUCCAAUUUAUGCAUAUAAAAUUAUACAAUUAUCAAAAUUAUUUAGUUCUGUUGAUUCAUUUAAUCAUGCAUUUGAUUUUUUUUUAUAUUGGGCAUUUUUACCAGUAUUUAGACAAACAUUAUAUAAACUAAUUACAAAUAUGUGUUCAAAAAUAUUAUGUAACUGUAAUAAAAAGAGAAUGAUUAAUCAACAUCAUAAUAAUAACAUCAAUAGUAUGAAUAUUAGUACCAACAAUAAUGCUAAUAUUAUACUAAAUAAUAACAGUAAUCAUAGACUCAUCAAUAGUCAGAAUAACAAUAUUACUAAUAAUAAUAAUCAUUAUAACUAUGAUUUAUCUGACUUACAUUGUUACUCAUACUUGGACUUUCCUCUAGGAUAUUUUGAUUUUUCUCAUUGCAGUGGUCGUUGCUCUCCUCAUAGUCUUUACUAUUAUCAACAUUAUCGUACUCACCGUCAUCGUCGUCAUCAUCAUUAUCAUCAUUACCAGUAUCAUCAACCCCAUGAUCAAUAUUACCAGAAACGUCAACAAAAAUCUUAUCAAUUGGAACAUAAUAAACAAUUAAGUUUUCAUUGUAUGGAAGAACUUCAUGACAAAUAUUUCCAAAAUGAACAACAAUAUGAGACGAAAAUUUCUAGAUAA